AUGAAAAUGAAGUUAUUAUACUGAAGGAUUCAUAAUAUUUUAAUGAAUAAUUAAAUAUCUAUUUAUACACAUGUCGUAAAGUUAAGCAAGACGGAAAUGCAUUUUAUGGAUUAUUCGCAUGUCAUAUACUUGUAACAUUAGAUUUUAUGUGCUUGAUGAUACAUGAUUUCGUAUGGCCAAUCACGGUGCAGUCAAAUGCAAGUUAUUUAGUAGCACACAAAAACGAAACAUGCAUUUGUAAUGGAUUAAAAGUAACAUAUUACUGUCAUUAAUAUUGUUGACAUUAUUCUUAUUCUUAUCAGAUUCACUUUUUAUAAAUUACAUAACAUUCUAAUGUGUAUCAAUAGUAAUGGAUUUAUGGAACUAAUCUUUAUGAGAGUGGAUUAACCUGUGGAAAAUACUUACAGUGCCAUUAUUUUGAUUUUCUUUUUACUGAUUGUAAUCAAUUUUAUUCAAAAAACCCGUACGAAUUGAUCACUGUUCAUUUACUUGACAAUAUAAAUUAGUUUAAAUAGAUCCAAAUACCCGACUAUGGCAAAUCCACUAGAUUCUACACGUAAUAAUGAUGCUGAGGAUUUAAUAAAUACAGGAGAAUUAAAUCAGGAUGAACAAAAUGUCGUAGAAAGUCUUGAGAAGAACGUUUCUUUCGCAAUAACAAGCGAACAUGCAUUGGAUGACUCAAUCGAAAACAGUAUCGAAAACGUAGCCAGAUCGUUAAGUGAACGGGACAUUGAUAACAAAAGUAAUCUUGUAGAAUCACAAAAUUUAACUCACAGUGGAUCAAAUAAUAAUUCAGAAUUGGACUAUAAACAACUACAUCCAAAUAUAACUGAGAAUAAUGAUACAAAUUCACAAAACGUCACUGAGCUUUAUGCAGACGAGAAGACACAUUCGCAAAAUAGUACCGAGGGAUUUAUAUUCAGCAGUGAUGCAGGAAUGACACUGAAUUCCGACACAAAAGAGUUCGAUAACUACUGUAAUCAGGAUCCAUCCAGUAGUAAAUUCUUUGAACAUACCUUUGAAAACAAGCAAGAACCUACAGCAUCAAUUAUUGACUUAAGUGAUCCAACUGUAACUCAUCGUGUAGAACAAUACCCUAUUAAAUCAGAAGCGGACUCCAGUAAUAUAGAUGAUCAAGUGAGUGUAAGUACAACAAAUUCUACAAACUUAGAACUUUCAGGAAUAGGUAAAAGUAAUGACAUCGUUGAUACACAUAGUUCUUUAGAAGGAACAAGUUUUUCAGGUACACAAAACGAUGAAAUAAACAACAAUAAACAUGAAACAUUAUCACGAGAAUCGUCUGAUGGCCUUAAUGAAGGACAGAUUACAAAUCAAUUUCAUGAGGAAGUACAUAUGUCUGAGGAAACUGAAAAUGACAUAAAAGUGUCCGAGUAUUUUUCACCACAAGAAGAAAUAAGCCAAACUAAAUCGAUUGCACAUUCUUCUAAUAAUGAUAAAAAUGACAUAUCGUUUGACCUUACUGUACACGAUGUUAAUAGCGAAGUUGGUGAAUAUUACAGUAAAAGUAAUACUGGUGCCAGUGAAGAAAUUAUCCAAACACUUCAUGAGGAAUUCGAAACAAAAACUGAAAGUGAUUUAUCUACUUCAAGUGAGCAAUCGAAAAAUGAAGACAACAAACACUCACACUCUCUAGAAGAACAGACUGAAAAUGCAGCAUACAAUGUACCAGAGAAAUCUCAAAACAAAGUUGAUAUUUACCAUCCAAACUACCCUACAGAUGUUGAAUUUCCCGUAGCAGAACAACGAACUACAGAAUAUGAAUCACAUCAUGAAAAAAAUGAUAACAAUGAUUUCGAGAAUAAACUUUACCCUAAUUCCAACUUUAUGACCGUAGAGCAAGAUUUCAGAACUAGUUUCAUUAGAGAUGUCAUUACUGAUAACAAGAACAAACUACUUACCGAAAGUCCGGAUACUGUUGAUAACCUACAAUCAUGUCAUUCACAAGAUAACUUACAGUGGUCUAUAAGUACUGAUUCAUCACAUCUGCAAUGUACAAACUCUUCAUUAUUAAAUUACGAAAAUCUAACUGAAAUCGAUGAAACCAAAAGUGAAACUUCACCAUCUGACAAAGAUAUGCUUCGAGAAAACGAUCUGGAAAAUGGUUCAUUAUUGUACGCUACGGAAAAUCUUACCAAUGAGUUACAAAUAGUUGAACAUUUAACAGAUGACAGACCAGAACCAUUAAAUAUCACUGCAGAUAUUCAAGGUAAUGAGUUAUACAAUGCUAAAAUACAUAAAAAAGAAGCAAUGGAAUGUCACUUGACAGAAGAUCAUUCUGAUGAUUAUGAUAGACCUAGUAUGAGUAAUUAUGAAGUAGACAACAUUUUACCUAAACAUUCUGAAGAAACUCUGGCUUCGAGGAAUGGAAGUAAUAAAAGAAACUCAAUUCCAGAAGAGCUAACUAACCACUUAAACUCGAAACCUUUCAAUGAUGCAUCCAAAGAUACAGAACUUCAUCGGAUACAUAAUGAUAUUGAUGAGAUCAGUUUGAAUUCAGAAGGUGAACAAAAGACAGAAUUUGAAAAGCGUUAUGCAGAAUUAAUUGCCAAGUAUUUACCAGUUGAGAGACAAACUAAAAAGAAUGAUCGAUCAAGACGGACCAAAACACUAGACAGAUAUAGUAAAUCUAAAUUUAAUGAGAAUAGGUAUUCAUAUAUAGAUACGAGUGAUGUUAAAAAAAGGGCUGUAACACUGGAACGCAAUGAGUUUAGGCGUAAACGACGCUUACAACCGAAACCGUCUAUUAAUGAUGAUUAUUUAUAUCCAGAUUCAGUAACACCUUCUAAGGUAGACAAAAGUAUAAGUGUACGAAGUUUAGAAGAAGGUAUUCCAGAAGGUGCUUAUGAUGUACCGUAUAUUGAUGAUGACGCUUUCUUGCCUCGAAGGUUACGUGAAAAUAGAGGUGAAGAAAAUGGAUCAGAUGAAGAUAGUAGUUUGAGUCUGGCAGAAAAUUACUGGUCAUGGAAUCCUGACAGAUUUAGUAGAUUGGAAGCCAAUCAUAUAGCUGAUACAAAUGAAUGUGCUGCUACUCCAGAAAAUCAACCGAAAUCCAAAACAUUAACAUCGAUAUUAAGUAAAAAGAAGAAACAUCAUCAAAAACAAGAUUUGAUUGCUGAACCAAGAACAAAUAUCAACCAAUCAAAGAAUAGAGGAAAAUCACUCCUUUGUGGAUGUGUUAGUAGAAAAUCGAAAAAUAGAUAACAAUAGAUGAGAGUCAAUCAACCAAGUAAACAAACAAUUCAAUUUGUAUUUCUUCUUCAAAACAAAGUUUUGUUCUUUAUUUUCCUCACAUUCAUUCACUGAAAAGUGGUAUUUUAGAAAAUUUCUAGUUUAUAUAAGAGAAAAGAAAAUCUAUCACAAAUAGUUAAGCUCUACAAUUAUUAUGUACGCAUAAAGUAAUUCAAAAGAAACGCAUACAUAACAAAGCAUGGAUCGAUUAUUGAUAAUUUCAACUUGAUUUUCUACUAGUAUAAAAAAAAACACAACUAAUAACUGAAUUCUUGACGAAAUCUCUCUUUAUUCACAACGAACAAAAAAGAAAAUGAAUUUCUACUGCAUUCUAAAUUACAAACAUGAAUAACUGGUUCGUUGAUUGCCUUCUGAUGUCAAUAAGAGAUUCAUAAUUUAAAACAAAACAAUAACUGUUUCAAACUUCCUGUAAUUUAAUAUCUUUUUCUCCUCAGCUAAAUAUUUUUUUCAACUAUUUCAAGUUUGACUUUUAUCUGUCUUAUCCACAUCUAAGUAACAACUGUUUUCCGAUUGUUUGUUUUACAGUGAAGAGUUUUUUUUCUUCGUUUAUUUUUCUUGUUCAUAUAACAAACCGCAUUAAAUAUCCGUUAUUCGAACAAAAAAAAAGAAGCAGAUAAUAUUUAUUAUACGUGACUGGGAAAUAUCUGUAAACUGAACAAUAUUUGAUAGUUUAAAUCUACUGAAUCAUUUGACUGAUUGACUGUUUGAUUGAUUAAUUAUUCCAUAAUCCAACAUUUUCGAUUGAUUCAUUUGUUUCGCUCUAUUGAACAAGAAGAGGAAGAGAAAAAGAAGGUAGAAUCAGUCAGUCAUUUCAAACAAAAUUAUCUAAUUGAUUAUUCAGUUAUUCUAUUACAUAAUUGAAAUGGUUCUGUGUUGUUAUUAUUGAAUAUAGUUUGUAAUUGUUGAUUAUUUGUGCAUUAUUUUUAAUAUUAUUGACAAUGAAAAAAAAAGUGUUUUUGUCAUCAUGAGGUUGAUUUUCAUGUCAUGCAAUAAAAGCUAUGCUGUAUUCGUGUAAUUUUACGUGUUGAGAAAACAUAAUUGAUUCAUUAUAAAUAACAGUAAUAUAUGUUUUAUUGGAAAUAA
This is a messenger RNA of Schistosoma turkestanicum, 4353 nucleotides long. The record is from the annotation of a GenBank genome assembly. NCBI's taxonomy places the organism in Eukaryota, Metazoa, Platyhelminthes, Trematoda, Strigeidida, Schistosomatidae.